UUUUUUUUAAAUUUUCAUCGCCGCCAUGGGAUGUACCCUGAGCGCCGAGGAAAGAGCCGCCCUGGAGCGGAGCAAGGCCAUCGAGAAGAACCUGAAGGAGGACGGGAUCAGCGCCGCCAAAGACGUGAAACUCCUCCUGCUCGGGGCCGGAGAGUCGGGGAAAAGCACCAUCGUGAAGCAAAUGAAGAUCAUCCACGAGGAUGGCUUCUCUGGAGAAGACGUGAAGCAGUACAAGCCAGUGGUCUACAGCAACACCAUACAGUCACUGGCAGCUAUUGUACGUGCCAUGGACACCUUGGGCAUCGAAUACGCGCGCACCUCCUGUGCAGGUGAAGGCAGGAUGGCGUUUGGGCUUGCCGAGAGUGUGAGUGAGGGGGAGAAGCCCUUCUCUCCAGAGCUGCUGUCAGCUAUGAUGAGACUCUGGGCAGACUCUGGGAUCCAAGAAUGCUUCAACCGGUCCCGGGAAUAUCAACUUAAUGACUCUGCCCAAUACUACCUAGACAGCUUAGAUCGAAUCGGAGCUGCCGACUACCAGCCCACGGAGCAGGAUAUCCUCCGAACCAGGGUCAAAACAACUGGCAUCGUAGAAACCCACUUCACGUUCAAAAACCUCCACUUCAGGCUCUUUGAUGUCGGGGGCCAGCGGUCAGAACGCAAGAAGUGGAUUCACUGCUUUGAGGAUGUCACAGCGAUCAUUUUCUGCGUCGCGCUGAGUGGCUACGACCAGGUGCUCCAUGAAGACGAAACCACGAACCGCAUGCACGAAUCACUGAAGCUUUUUGACAGCAUCUGCAACAACAAAUGGUUCACAGAUACGUCUAUCAUCCUCUUUCUAAACAAGAAGGACAUAUUUGAGGAGAAAAUUAAGAAAUCUCCACUGACUAUCUGCUUUCCUGAGUAUACAGGCCCCAACUCUUUCACGGAGGCGGUGGCUUACAUCCAGGCUCAGUACGAGAGCAAGAACAAGUCCCCCAACAAGGAGAUCUACACGCACAUCACCUGCGCCACCGACACCAACAACAUCCAGUUCGUCUUCGACGCCGUCACGGAUGUCAUCAUCGCCAACAACCUGCGGGGAUGCGGACUCUACUAAAGCCCUCCCCUCCCCUCCUCUCCUUGCGCCCGCUGGGAGCAUCCUCCGAUCCCACGGACAGGUCCUCUCUCUUUCUUGUUUUUUUCCUCCUCAGAAGAUGAUGAGGAAGAAACACGUAAAUCCCUCCUCCUGUCCCAGAAAACUUUGCAGCAAGUUCUGCUUUCCCCAGCCCCAUUUUAUUUUAUUUUGGUUUAUUUUUGGUUCAUUCCCUUGCUGACUUGUUCUACUCCUCCGUUCCAAUUCACAGCGCUGUAGAGGGAGCUAACGCGUUUCCCCACAGAGCGCAUUUCAAUUGCCAAAAGACAAAAAUACUUCAGUUUUAAAAAAAGAAAAAAUCAAAGCCUUAAAAUACUGGUCAGCAACAGUGUAGUUUGGAACCAAAACUUUUUUUUUUUCCUUGAAAUUAAGGGAUAUUUUUAAUUCUCCUGGUUAUUUAUCUUUUUUUUAAAACACUAUUCCUUUGGGAAGUGCUAGAUACAACAUGAUCAUUUUGAGGGUACCUUACCGCUCCAGUUCCUACCCCAAAGCCGGAGGGGUCGGCGUUGAACGCAGCCGCCGCAGCUUGGAUUUGUAUAUUCUCCUUUUUUCCAGACAGCUAUUUGAACAAGUAAAACAGCCAUAUCGAGUUCUGCUGGUGUCUGAGUAAGAGGGACACAGUAACAAAACCUACUAAGCCUUGUCUAAAAGCAUUCGUUACCGGUAACAGUUUUACCUCCAGUUUUUCAAAAUUAAUGUUAAAAUAUGCCUAG
Messenger RNA from Gavia stellata (red-throated loon), 1842 nucleotides. It is a transcript of the gene GNAO1, whose product is annotated as G protein subunit alpha o1. Gene Ontology annotation, biological process: adenylate cyclase-modulating G protein-coupled receptor signaling pathway; G protein-coupled dopamine receptor signaling pathway. The transcript is spliced from 12 exons. Gene Ontology annotation, cellular component: heterotrimeric G-protein complex. The record is from RefSeq and is a predicted model, not a curated record. Lineage: Eukaryota; Metazoa; Chordata; Aves; Gaviiformes; Gaviidae. Gene Ontology annotation, molecular function: G protein-coupled serotonin receptor binding; GTP binding; mu-type opioid receptor binding. Bases 26 to 1093 code for a protein of 355 amino acids.